Messenger RNA from Paracoccidioides brasiliensis Pb18, 1593 nucleotides. RefSeq lists its product as uncharacterized. The transcript is spliced from 2 exons. The record is from RefSeq and is a predicted model, not a curated record. Bases 1 to 1593 code for a protein of 530 amino acids.
AUGAAUAACAGCAAACCAAAUUCGCCGCUUUCCGUGGUGAGCAACGGCGCUUUACCUCUCCUUCAAACACCCUCCAGCACCCUCACACAAUCCUCCUUGACCGGUGCAAUGGGCCCAAAUAUCACCUCAUCGACUCCAUUAUCUGGACUUUCAAACCACGACUAUCCGCCUUUCCCAUUAUCCCACUCCUUAGCGAAAUCACCAUAUGCUCAUGCGCAUUCCCGAAGUGUUGAUCUCGGAUCGUUGCCCUCAACCAACCUGUCCAAAACAACGGUUGCAAACGCCCUGAAUGAAAGUUCAUCGAGGGUGAAUAUGCCAACUGAGAUUCCACAAGGGCAAAAAAGGACGGCUAACGGGGAGAUGAAGUCGACUGUUUUUCCGGCGCCUUUCCAAAGCCUAAAGCCAGUUACUGCAACUCGCCGUUCUAGAACAAUGAGCAUUGAUUCAACUGGAAGCAGGAUUACGGAGUUGUCUGCCCAGCUUCGUGCACGUUUAUCCUAUGCAGCUGCGAAAGUGGAGAAAGAGUGGCCAAUCCGUACCCUGGAGGAAGAACACACGGUUUUACCAGGGCUAGGUUACUCAUCUACCUCGCAAUCUCCUUUGCCUUUGGGAUUCAAAGGUUCCUCCAGUUGUCCUAUGAGACCUAAACAUUCACGCGCUCGACACAGUAUCAGUAGCACAUCAGCGACUGACGGGUUUUCAAAGCUUCGAAAUCCCGAUUCUGCUGAUGAUUUAGUAUCUACAACCCCAAUGAGCUUAACCCCAAAUCAUAACCAAGUCUCCUCAUCGAAUGGAAACCCUAGGAUACCACCUCUUACCCCAGCAGCUGCUUUUACAAAUGCAAACCCACCAAAACUUGCACCGCCUGCGGAUAUUAUAUCCGGAAACGGUAGUGCGACUCGGCGGCGUCCAAACCCCAAUGACUCUCUUAUACAAAAUGGCCGUCCAAACCAAAACAAUUAUCAAAAAAUGACAUUCACUGUUAGGGGACAUUCUGCCUCAUCCACCCAAACAACCAAUUCAACUGUAGCCAUCCUCGACAGUCCUCCCCAAUCCCAACCUCAAUUGUCUCUCCAGUCUGCGACUCCAGAUACCACCACUACCACAAUGCCAGUUCCAAAGCUUAGAACGCCAUCCCAAAAUGCCCUGAUGGAAAAGGACGCCAUUGAAACGUUACUUUUCAUGUCAAGCCCCGAAAACUCAGGAUAUCAUCCAAGCUCUCAGAACACACAACAGAGUGAUUAUAGCAACACACAUCUUACCCUUCCUCCCCCUCCCCUACCCAGGCCCUCACCUCAACAGACAUCGUCCGUUGGAGGCCGUUUGGGUCUGGGAAUACAUCUUGAUAACACCUGCAAUUCCACUCGACCUCCCCGGAAGGUUAGUUUUGCUGAUGAUAUAAGCAAUUGGUCGAAUGAUGCGUAUCUCAGAGAUGGAAGUAAUGGUCUACAAGAACAUGAAGCUGGUGACGCGAUUGAUCGUAUGCUGGAUGAACUAGGAGAUAGUGACAGUGAAUCGGAAGGUUCUUGGCUUACGCGUUUCAUGAGCCAAAAUGAUAGAGGAAAGGCAAUGCGGCCAAACAGGAGCGGCUAG